Closterium sp. NIES-65 is the source of this 1080-nucleotide messenger RNA. The record is from the annotation of a GenBank genome assembly. Lineage: Eukaryota; Viridiplantae; Streptophyta; Zygnematophyceae; Desmidiales; Closteriaceae.
AUGGAAGCGUCGACGCAGAUCUAUACCGGCUCCCCGGACCUCGGGACAGAAACUCCUGCGACCGAGGAGGACCCGAGCUCCUUUCGGCGUGCCAAUGACAAAACUGCGUCGGAGUUCCGCGGCAGACUAAUCGGGCCACACCAGAACGAUCCUCAUCAGAGCCGUCCCACGAACCGCCUUACUAGUGCUGCAUCGGGGCGCGUAAACCCUGAUGUGGUGAGAGGAAAGCAAAAUGCGGGUUGCACGAGGGUCGAAGGCCAUUAUAACCCUAUCGAUAAGUCACCAAUUCUGGUUGCGAUGCGCGCUACCGAUGAGGACAUCGGUAAGGUAAAGGGCGUCGAUGUAUUGGGGCCAACAUCACCCCUCUCUGCCUCAUUGCCGGUGAGCGGGCGUCCUAAUCGCAAACAUGGCCAGACCCAGCAGCAGGACCCCGUGACCGGGGACACGCUUGGAGUCAGGGGAGAGAUGCUAUCCGACACACGGGAUGAACAAGUGGAGCAGAAAGGGGGGGCAGCGUCGCUGGACGGUCAUCGCCAUGGGGUUGUUAUAGACCGCAAUGCAAGCAAGCCCACGGAUGAGGACAACGGGCAGGCCGCGCCAGAAGUAACGCUGCGGACAGCGUCAGAGGGCCAUGAUGUGCGACUACGUUCAAGUGCCACGGCAAGUAUGGGCCCAGUACCUCAGGCUAUGGCCUUUACAGUGCUAAUUCGAGGACCUGGUGGUACACACCAGAUGGCUAGCGUGCCUCUGCUUGCAUGCGCAUUGCCCAAUGUACCUCGUGCCGCGCGGGCUGCCGCCAGACUGCCAAACUUUGUAACGGCAAUCUCGUUCAUCGAUGUGGUAGAGCGGCUGCUACCCAUCCCCUCUACUAUCCGCCUACCCACGGAAGGUGCUAACGAUGCGAAGGAGGCAGCCAACAUGGGAUUACCGAUCAGAGCCCAGGCUCGGGUGGAUGCACUCGCUCGAGCUGUGACCAGGCUGCCGACUUUCGACACCGCCAUCACGUUCAUCGAUGUUGUUGAGCGACUGAUGCCAUCGCCUAGUGCAAAGCGCCAACGCACAGACAUUGAUGCGCCGUAG